Molecule: messenger RNA, 842 nt
Organism: Danaus plexippus (monarch butterfly)
Lineage: Eukaryota; Metazoa; Arthropoda; Insecta; Lepidoptera; Nymphalidae
Exons: 4
Coding region: 111-701 (196 amino acids)
Source: RefSeq, a predicted model, not a curated record
UCCGACGGCAGAUCAGUUACAAUAGCUGGUGUAAACACAGUUUUUAUGCGCUCCCUUUAACAUAAAUGUCGUAUAUUCUAUAUCUAUGUUGACUGUAUCUAUUGAACAAAAUGCGUUGUGAGAUCCCAGUACUAAGAAGAUGCUGCUUCUGUAUACCUCUUAGAAUAGGAUUGCUAGUUGCGGGAUACGUUAAGUUGGUCCUGAGUCUGUUGUCUUUCAUCUAUUUACUAAUGACAUUAUAUGCAAUAAUAUAUCACAGAGUGGUCAGAGACCAUGAAGCUUUUGUGACUAUCCUAAUUUUUACCAUGUUGAAUAGUUUAGUGGAUGUUGUUUUUCACACUGUAUUUAUUAUUGGGGCGCACAAGAAAAACCACAGAAUGAUAAGAAUGUACAACAGAUACAGUGUCUAUAAUAUUAUAGCUGUAACAGCAUUUUUUUCCGUUAAUAUGGCGAUUUACAUGAACAUAUUUGUUUUUUUUUUCCUUUUGAAAUAUGUGAUAUUUAUAUUUCUGACAUUCAUAUGGACUAUAUUGCUUCAACUGUAUCUCAUGGUGCUGGUACGAAGUGAAGUUCUGAAGCUGAAAAACAACGCGCAGUUUCAGUUCGUGAAUAAUGAAGCGGAGGCUCAAUGCUCCGCGACACUACAAGAAAAUAUAGCCGCAGAUAAAAAUGACAAUUUAAAUGUUAAGACUUUGCAAUAAAUUAUUUUAUAUUUCAGUCCAAAGCGUUCCUAUAACGUAAUUAAACCGGACAAUUUCGUUAUAGUCUUUUCAACUCGAAAUUAUUUACGAGGUGUAAGUAUACGGUAUUGCACAGGCGAUAACUGAAAACAUAUUAAAAUU